GAGUUCGGGCUGGGGCCUCCGUGGGGCCUCGGCGCGGCGGCGGGCGCGGCCCGUGCGGCGCCGCCGUGGCACCUGCCCGGCGGGGCGGCCGAGGCGCCCUGCUUGCAGCGGCGAGCGGCGCGACGGAGCGGGAGGAAACUGGUUCGCGAGCUGGAGCUGCAGCCCCUCGGCGAACCGCUGCCGCUUGCGACGCGGCCGCCCAGCGCCCUGGUCUUCUUCGGACCGGCGGCGGCGUCGCCGACCCGGUACGUGUUCGGGGUGUGUUUGUCUUGUCCCUCAG
Molecule: messenger RNA, 280 nt
Organism: Prorocentrum cordatum
Lineage: Eukaryota; Dinophyceae; Prorocentrales; Prorocentraceae
Source: the annotation of a GenBank genome assembly